AUAAUAUUUAAAAGAGAAAAGAAAAAAAGAAAAAAGAAAAAAAGGACAAAUGAAGUGGGGGUUUCUUCUCUUAUCCAAGAUAGGAGGAGAGAAUCAUAAAAAAGACUUGUGCCAAUUACAACAAUCCAACUCAGCUUCCCUUACUCUCUUCAUCUUAUCCAAAACCUUCUUCUCCACCACUAAUCUCAUGAUCCUCUCUGAAUCUAAAACCGUUCCCUCCACACUCUUUUUCCAAAUCUCCUUCUUCUUCUUCCUGCAAUUCCCUAAUCCUUCAAACCCAUUUCAACAAUGUCUCUCACAAUCCCCACUAACCUCUCAAAACCCCUCUUGAAGCCCAAAUUGAGCUCCCCGUUGGCCUUAAAGCCAAAACCCUCUUCAUCCAUCCUCUGCUCCGCCUUUCCAAAUCAAAAUCAAAGUCAAAACCCCUCUUCCUCUCUUCAAGCCUUCUCCGCUGCCUUGGCUCUCUCCUCCAUCCUCCUCUCCGCUCCUCUCCCCGCCGUCGCCGACAUCUCCGGUCUCACCCCCUGCAAGGAAUCCAAGCAAUUCGCCAAGAGGGAGAAGCAGCAGAUCAAGAAACUUGAGUCUGCUUUGAAGAACUACGCCCCGGAUAGCGCCCCGGCGCUUGCCAUCAAAGCCACGAUCGAAAAGACCAAGAGGCGAUUUGCCUUCUAUGGGAAACAAGGGCUUCUUUGUGGGGCUGAUGGGUUGCCUCAUUUGAUUGUGAGUGGUGACCAGAGGCAUUGGGGUGAGUUCAUUACUCCUGGAUUCUUGUUCCUUUACAUUGCUGGGUGGAUUGGAUGGGUUGGAAGGAGCUACUUAAUCGCCAUUAGGAAUGAAAAGAAACCUACCCAAAAGGAGAUUAUCAUUGAUGUUCCGUUGGCCACUAGUUUGGUGUUUAGAGGCUUCAGCUGGCCUGUUGCUGCUUACAGAGAGCUUGUCAAUGGUGAACUCAUUGCCAAGGAUGUCUAAUUCUUCUCCUUCAGAGAUAGGGAAAGUUGAAGAGGAAUUGAGUUUUGGAGGAUAUGGAGGGAAUGGAAUGGGGUUUGUGAAAUAUUUGUGUAUUUAAUUUGGAAACUUGAGAUGAGUAUAUGUAAUGGUUGGUUUGUGUUGGAUAUAAGGGCAAUCCAUUCUUUUCA
Cucumis melo (muskmelon) is the source of this 1136-nucleotide messenger RNA. Its product is annotated as photosystem I reaction center subunit III, chloroplastic. The record is from RefSeq and is a predicted model, not a curated record. Gene Ontology annotation, cellular component: photosystem I; chloroplast thylakoid membrane; photosystem I reaction center. Gene Ontology annotation, biological process: photosynthesis. NCBI's taxonomy places the organism in Eukaryota, Viridiplantae, Streptophyta, Magnoliopsida, Cucurbitales, Cucurbitaceae. The transcript is spliced from 2 exons. Bases 289 to 969 code for a protein of 226 amino acids.